AGGAGCCCUAAUGGAACACAACAUUGUUAGCAGCAGUACGACUCAACUCUCAUAGAUUGCACUCAUCUUGGGCUUUUCCAGAAGUUUUUCUUCUGCCCUGUAAUCCAGGGUCCUCCGUCAGACCUAUCCUAUUCCAUAGAGCUGUCAGUGUGCUGGAACGCAGUCCAGAUGUAUUUGCCAGUGCGAGUCACUUUAGUGGCUCUCAUGUUGAGCAAAGUUUGUGAGUCCACCUCUCUGGGCACAGUGGUCAACACAAUGCCCCUGGGAAACAAGGAUGGCACACAGAUGAUGGCCCUGUACAGCAUACUGGCACCUCUGCCCUGCCCUUCACUCCCACAAAUGGCAGACACUGGGCCAGACUAUGUUCCCCCGCUCCAGGGCCUGUUUCCUGCUCCAGGCUGGUGUCUCUGUCAGUGGCAGAAUGUGACGCCCAGCAUCUACACGUCUACCAUUAAUGUGGGGGAUGUUAAUGAGACCCUACAGAUAUGGUCAGGACCGUCUGUUCACCCUGGCACCCAUGCUGUAAACCAAGCCCCCACUGUGGCUCUGCCGCCUCCUCUCAGGGUCAGUACAGGAUGCGCUCGCCAUAUUGCCCUGAGUGUGAAAGACGCAGACGGUGACCAGGUCUGCUGUCGCUUUGCGGAAACAGCGCCCACAUUCCUGCAGCUCAGUCAGGACUGUCUGCUGUCUUACAGUGGAGGGGGGGAUCAGGGUCAAUAUGAAGUGAAGAUUACAGUGGAAGAUUUCCCCAAAACUGGCCUUGAAGGCAUCCAUGACAAUACUACAGCGCUGAGCGCCACUCCCCUCCACCUGUCCAUCACAGUGACAGCUGGGCUGGGACCCUGCACAGCCGUUCCUGUAUUUACAGAACAAACUCCGCCAGAUGGGUUUCAGUUCACAGUGUUGCCCUUUGAGGAAAUCAACAUAACAGUCACUGCUCAGUUAGAAACUGAUGUCGUCUCAGAGAUAGCUGUUGUUGGUCCUCCUGGCCUCUGGGUGUCGCCACUUGAAAGUGGUAAGAAUGCAGGUGCUGAGGCAUCGAUCAAUAUCAUCUGGGUCAGAGCCCCAAAUCAGCUCCCUCAGCUGCUACCUCUCUGUUUUACUGCAAAUACUGAGAGCUCACAGUCUGACAUCAGAUGUAUAUGGAUUGACCAAAAGCCUAUGGAUAUUUUACCCAGUGGCACAGUGCUGCUUUGCUUGAAAAAGGAAAUGCAUCUUAUACUUCCAGUGACUUCUCUCCCUCACCUUUCAUUUACGGACCUUCAACUCAAUCAUCCAUCCUGCCCCAUUUCCUACAACGACACCCAUGUGACAGCAGUGAUCUCUUUGACAGGAUGCGGUACCAAAGUUGUGCACUCAGGCUCAGAGCUGAUUUACACAAAUACAUUACAGACUGUGCAUCCUCUGUCUACCAUCAGCCGCCAUCCCUCAUUUGUUCUCUCGCUGGCCUGUCGCUUCCGUGAGAGUCUGGUCAGAGAUAACCCCCAGCUCGUAAGCCUACCAUCAGAGAAGGAGACCUUCGGCAUUCCUCAUUUCAGCAUGGAGUUCUACAGACCUGGUGAAGGGCCCCUGAGUUUGGGGACAAAGAUGAAGACCCGUAAGCGAAGAGCCGGGGCCUCUGUCCAGCGUGCAGGCAGGGUGGAUGUCCUGGACAUGUAUGUCUACUCCAAUAGCACCGUGGGCCAUGCUGAGCUGAUUGUGGGGACGUGUGUUCUGUCGAGCACAGCUACAUUUGAAGUCACUCAACCCAUUAUAGAGGAAGGCUGCAUGAAUAACAGUGGAAUAAUGGAAUUGGCAUCCAGUGACCCCAAAGUGAAUAUAUACGAAAUGAACUUAGCUUCCUUCAACAUAGAAGGAACGGUGAUGUAUGUAAGGUGUGUGGUACAUCUGUGUAUCAGCAUUCUGGCCUCUCAGACCUGCCCAUCACUUUGUAAACAAGCCAAGCAGGACGUUUUGCUUGACACCCUGGUGACCCGCGACUACACCAUCUACUCAGCCCCCAUCUCAUUGGUCAACUCCCCAUCUACACAAAGUCCUGCCAUCACACCAGUAAAUGCUGUGCCUGUGACCCAGGCCAUAACCAGCACAAAGACCACCAUGCUGUCACAUGCUCCAGCAGGGAACCCGGUCAGUGUCACCAUCAUAGCUCUGGCAACGAUUUGCAUGCUUCUUACUGAGUGACCUUGUCUCAGCUGCCCAAUGUGGGAGUGAAUGCCCCAACAUUCCAUAAAAAGAAGACAAAGAAAUAGAGGGGAAUAACCAAAGGAGAGUUUGUUGGUGACACACUGGGAGAGGAAAAGGUUUCAUCUCAGGCCAGGCCUGAGAGAAAACCAUUGGUUACAGUUUUGUUCAUAUUCUGCAUACAGACCAUGAA
Molecule: messenger RNA, 2374 nt
Organism: Paramormyrops kingsleyae
Lineage: Eukaryota; Metazoa; Chordata; Actinopteri; Osteoglossiformes; Mormyridae
Source: RefSeq, a predicted model, not a curated record